Molecule: messenger RNA, 2113 nt
Organism: Physeter macrocephalus (sperm whale)
Lineage: Eukaryota; Metazoa; Chordata; Mammalia; Artiodactyla; Physeteridae
Gene: BTD
Product: biotinidase
Exons: 6
Coding region: 92-1204 (370 amino acids)
Biological process (GO): biotin metabolic process
Molecular function (GO): hydrolase activity, acting on carbon-nitrogen (but not peptide) bonds, in linear amides
Source: RefSeq, a predicted model, not a curated record
GGCCCUUUUCCCGGGCCCUCCAUUCGCGGCCGGCAGAGUGUCAGGAGGAGGCGGGACUAGCUGGAGGCGGAGGCCCGUGCCGAGCAGAUUGAUGGUCUGCAUUAUGUCUGGAGCCAGCCGUCAGCUCACUCUUUUCCUCUACGGCUGUUGCGUGGCUGCCCUGGGGGUCCAGGCCGAGGAGCACUGCCCGGCUGAGCGUCACCAGGCUGCCCAGUACGUGGCUGCCGUGUACGAGCACCGGUCCAUCCUGAGCCCGAACCCGCUGGCCCUCACCAGCCGCAAGCAGGCCUUGGAGCUCAUGAACCAGAACCUCGACAUCUAUGAACAGCAAGUGACGAUCGCGGCCCAAAAGGGUGUACAGAUUAUAGUGUUUCCAGAAGAUGGCAUCCAUGGAUUCAACUUUACAAGAACAUCCAUUUACCCAUUUUUGGACUUCAUGCCUUCUCCCCACUUGGUCAGGUGGAACCCAUGCCUGGAGCCCCACAGAUUCCAUGACACGGAAGUCCUCCAGCGUCUGAGUUGUAUGGCUGUCAAGGGAGAGAUGUUCCUGGUGGCCAAUCUUGGGACAAAGCAGCCUUGUCAUAGCAGUGACCCAGGGUGCCCAAAUGAUGGCAGAUACCAGUAUAACACGAACGUGGUGUUCAGCAGUAACGGAACCCUGGUUGACAGCUACCGCAAACAAAACCUCUACUUUGAAGCAGCGUUCAAUACCCCCCCGGAAGUGGAUCACAUCACCUUUGAUACCCCCUUUGCUGGCAAGUUUGGCAUGUUCACUUGCUUUGACAUAUUGUUCUUACACCCUGCUGUCAGGCUCCUCAGAGACUCGGAGGUGAAGCAUGUCGUGUAUCCGACCGCCUGGAUGAACCAGCUCCCACUCUUGGCAGCCAUUCAGAUUCAGAGAGGUUUCGCCAUCGCCUUUGGCGUCAACUUUCUGGCUGCGAACAUCCACCAUCCAUCUCUGGGGAUGACAGGAAGUGGCAUACACACCCCUCUGAAGUCCUUUUGGCACCAUGACAUGGAAAGCCCUGAAGGUCACCUUAUAAUUGCCCAGAUACAGCUUGAAGAUACUGCAGGUUCAGUUCCAGACCACUGCAAUAAAGCAAAUAUCACAAACGCCUUGAGUGCCAUGCCCCUGCCUUCUGACUCCCUUGACUCUGAUGAGAAACCAGCUGUUACUCUUAUUAGUAAGAUUUCUUUUACAUGAUGAAUUGCUUCUCUCUUUCUGCUUUCAAGAGUCUUGUUUUGUCUUUUGAUAGUUUGAUUAUAAUGUGUGUAGGCUGGAUCUCUUUGAGUUUAUAUUCUAUGUGGAGUUCUUUGAGCUUUUUGAGUUUGUAGAUUAACGUUUCUGAAAUUAAGUUUUCAGCCAUUAUUUCUUCAAAUAUUCUUUCUGCCUCCUUUUCUUUCUCUUCUCCUUCUGGGACUUCCCUUGUGUGUACGUUGCUAUGUUUAUUGGGAUCUCACAGGUCUCUGAGGCUACGAUCACUUUUCAUUUUUCCCCCUGUUCCUCAGGACUAGGAACUGACCUAUCUUCAAGCUCACUGAUUCUUCUGCCUACUCAAAUCUAACACUGAGGCCCUCUAUUCCAGUUACAAUAAUUUCCAAAUACAGAAUUUCCAUUUGCUUUUAAAAAUAUUAUCUCUAUAUAUUUAUCGAUAUUCUCUAUUUGGUGAAGCAUUUUAUGGUUGGUUUGUUGUUUUUUUUUUUUGCCUUACGCGGGCCUCUCACUGUUGUGGCCUCUCCCGUUGCGGAGCACAGGCUCCGUGGCUAUGGCUCACGGGCCUAGCCGCUCCGUGGCAUGUGGGAUCUUCCCGGACCGGGGCAUAAACCUGCGUCCCCUGCAUUGGCAGGCGGACUCUCAACCACUGCGCCACCAGGGAAGACCCCUGGUGAAGCAUUUAAAAAAAAAAAACUUUCUCUUAAUUCUUUAGACAUGGUUUCUGUUAGCCCCUUGAACAUGUUUAAAAUAAAUGAUUUAUGGGCUUCCCUGGUGGUGCAGUGGUUAACAAUCUGCCUGCCAAUGCAGGGGACAUGGGUUUGAUCCCUGGUCCGGGAAGAUCCCACAUGCUGUGGAGCAACUAGGCCUGUGCGCCACAACUACUGAGCCUGCGCUCUA